Molecule: messenger RNA, 4729 nt
Organism: Pteronotus mesoamericanus
Lineage: Eukaryota; Metazoa; Chordata; Mammalia; Chiroptera; Mormoopidae
Gene: VPS4B
Product: vacuolar protein sorting 4 homolog B
Exons: 11
Coding region: 235-1569 (444 amino acids)
Biological process (GO): vacuole organization; endosomal transport
Molecular function (GO): ATP binding; ATP hydrolysis activity
Source: RefSeq, a predicted model, not a curated record
GGAAGUGCUGGGUCGAGGGCGGGACGAGAGCCCGAAGGGGCUCCGGAUUGCGGAAGUUUUGUGGGGAGGGUCUGGCGGCUCUUGGAGCUCCGUGUGGCUUUGGAAUACGUUCCGGAAGGGAGGCCGCUGCUAGAGGUCCGAGAGCCGCCAGCGUGCGCACGUUUGGGACUCGACGUCGCCGCUGUUGGUCCUGUGCCCUCGCUCUUCCGCGGGGAACCGCCUCGGGGCUCCACCAUGGCAUCCACCUCGUCCAACCUCCAGAAAGCAAUAGAUCUUGCUAGCAAAGCAGCCCAGGAAGACAAAGCUGGGAACUAUGAGGAAGCCCUGCAACUCUACCAACAUGCUGUGCAGUAUUUUCUUCAUGUAGUUAAAUAUGAAGCGCAGGGUGAGAAAGCCAAGCAAAGUAUCAGGGCAAAGUGUACAGAAUAUCUUGAUAGAGCAGAAAAACUAAAGGAUUACCUGAAAAAUAAAGAGAAAAAACCACAGAAGCCAGUGAAAGAGGGACAACCGACUCCAGCCGAUGACAAGGGGAAUGACAGUGAUGGGGAAGGAGAAUCUGAUGAUCCUGAAACAAAGAAACUACAGAAUCAACUUCAAGGUGCCAUUAUUAUGGAGAGACCUAACGUGAAAUGGAGCGAUGUCGCUGGUCUUGAAGGAGCCAAAGAAGCACUUAAAGAGGCUGUGAUAUUGCCUAUUAAAUUUCCUCAUCUUUUCACGGGCAAGAGAACACCUUGGAGGGGAAUCCUCUUGUUUGGGCCACCUGGAACAGGAAAAUCAUAUUUAGCCAAAGCUGUAGCCACAGAAGCAAACAACUCAACAUUCUUUUCCAUUCAUUCCUCCCACCUUGUUUCUAAGUGGCUAGGUGAAAGUGAAAAGCUAGUGAAGAACUUAUUCCAGCUUGCCAGAGAGAAUAAACCUUCCAUUAUCUUCAUUGAUGAAAUUGACUCUCUGUGUGGCUCGAGAAGUGAAAAUGAAAGUGAGGCCGCGCGCAGGAUUAAGACGGAGUUCCUAGUUCAGAUGCAAGGGGUUGGUGUGGACAAUGACGGAAUUUUGGUUCUGGGAGCUACAAAUAUACCCUGGGUUCUGGAUUCUGCCAUCAGGCGAAGAUUUGAGAAACGAAUUUAUAUUCCUCUGCCAGAGGGCCAUGCCCGAGCCGCAAUGUUUAAAUUGCACUUGGGAACCACUCAGAACAGCCUGACAGAUACAGACUUCCGGGAGCUUGGGAAGAAAACCGAGGGCUACUCAGGGGCAGACAUCAGCGUCAUUGUGCGUGACGCGCUCAUGCAGCCUGUUAGGAAGGUGCAAUCCGCCACUCAUUUUAAAAAGGUUCGAGGGCCUUCACGAGCCGACCCUGACACCAUAGUAGACGAUCUGCUGACACCUUGUUCUCCCGGUGACCCUGGUGCCAUUGAAAUGACGUGGGUGGACGUCCCUGGGGAUAAACUCUUGGAGCCAAUUGUUUCCAUGCCGGAUAUGCUACGGUCACUGUCCAGCACAAAACCCACAGUCAAUGAACACGACUUGUUGAAAUUAAAGAAGUUUUCAGAAGAUUUUGGCCAAGAAGGCUAAACCAAAGACAACGAGGAAGACGUUUACUGUGUGUGUUCUUUCUUUCGUAGGUGUUUUUGCCCCUCUUGGAUGGCAUUCAGAUUAUUUCAGUAGAACACUUUACCACAAGGAAAUGUAGCUCUCACUUCUGUGUUCCUCUAACUUUUAUGUGUAUUUUUGCUGUAUUAUCCAUUAAAUGCUCUUUUUUAACAAAAAUUGUGAAGUAAUAAACUCUGAGGAAAAAAUGAGUGAUACAUGAAUGGCAGAAAUAGAAAUUACCCAGUAAAAAGAGGAUUCAAAUUGAUUGAGACACAAAUAGUUAACAUUGUUAUGAAUAGUGGUCUUUGUAAAGAACAUUUUUUUUUUUUACUAAAAUGAAAUAGGGCUUGUUUCAUAUUUUUAAAAAAUUCUUAAGCAUCAUUUUCAUCAAUGUAAAUUUAUUUUUAAUUAAAAGUUAAAAAUUAUGACAUGUUUACUCUCAGGGAUGGGGUAGUAAAACAGCAAAGAGCACUGUGGGCAUGAAAGACUUUGAGUUACGUUCUAGCUGAGGCUCUUGUUGCUUUUUUCGGUAGGUUGUAGAUUUAAAUAAAUUCCUUAAAAGCUGCAAGCUUUUAUAUUUAACUAAAUAAUACCUUUCACUGUGCAAUCUCAAGGGAAAGCCUUUCUAAAUUAAGCGUUGUCUUUAUCUUGAAGGAAAAAAAAUGUCUGUUUCAAAUGUGUCCUUUUGUAGCAAGAUCAGCCUAACCCAGUAGUAAAUAAUUACGUCCUUUUAAAAUAACCCUACCAUAAGAUACUGUAAUAGGAACCUUUCCUAAAAGGAAUGGCCUUCCUUUGUAUUAUGGGAAGUGUCUUGUGUGUGAUGUGGGUGUACAUACAUACAUAUAUAUAUGUGUGUAUAUAUAUAUGUAUGUAUGUAUGUAUAAUUUUUUUAAAAUAGGGUAGCAAAGCUCUUUUUACCUUUUAAGUUCAGGGAACCAUGUGUCCUGGCCACACAUAUAUGUGAUCAGUGUGAUGCUUCGUGAAGCUUUAGAAAUGAGCUGAUGUCUCAGUGAUAAAAUAAAAAUAUGACACUAUGUUAUUUUAAUGUUUUCAAAUAAGAAUUCCGAGGGUAUGUUACCCACUUCAGCACCAACACUAAGUUGUGCCUUGUAUAUUUGAGUUGGCUAUACAUGCAAAGGAAUAUGAAGUUAGCUAGAAUGAGGUAGAUCUCUACCUUGAAAAUACUAUGGAUUGACUUGUGUUUUAAAAUACAUUUGCACAUUCUAUGUGGUUGCCUUAGGGUCUUCUGUACAGAUUGUUUUUUGUUAUUAAAUGAAAUCAUAGGUCUAAAACAUGUUGUUCUUAGUGAAGUAAAUUACUAUUACUAGUAUUACCUAUGUUCUGUGUAUGCUUCUUUAUUUUGGGUCUUCUGUAUGGAAGAAAAUGUCCACAAUGAUUAGGCACAAAAAAUACUUUUAAAUUAUUAAGAAUGUAUGUAUGAAAAUCCUAUUUUCAACAACUUUUAUGUGAGGGUUGGGAAUUAACUUGGCAGACCAAUGCAGAAUUCUGUAUAGAUGUCUUAGAUAAUAUAUAUACUUUAUUAGGCUCAGAAUUAUGUAAUAUUGCUAUUGUAUCAUUAAGAGAUUUAGCAUAAUUAUAUUACUCAAAUAAUAUAAUAGUUGAAGCCCAGAGGUUUUUGUGAAUCCAGAAUUUGUUUUGAGGAAGUAUUUUACUUAAAUUGAUCAAAUACAUGAGCAAAUAGUAUAUAAGUAUAGUGUUAAUGCUAAGUGGAUAAUUUAUCACACCUAAUUCUUACAUGUGAACUUUGAAAACUAUGUCUCAGUAUUCAUAUCACUUCUAGGCAUAUCUCUGUUUUCUACAUUUCUAGUUCUAAAACUGUUUCUGGAAUCUAAUAAUUUUAGACUUAUUCUAGAAUGGUAGAACAUAAGGCAUUUCUGUGUGUUCUUUUUGGACAGAUAAGCACAGGAAACUGAAUGUUGCAGGCUCUGAUUGUCUUGACCUUGACCAUUAUGAGAUUUUGGAUAGUUGUUUUCUGAGCCAACAAAUAUAUCCUACUUGAGGAGCGUCUUUAUGAGCUGUACCCUGGAUGGUGAAGAACAUUUUUUGUCUCAGCCUAAAAACUCUAUAGCGACCUUAAUUAAUGAAAUAUUUCAAUAGAAAAUAGACAUUUGAGUUCAUUGUCCCCUACAUGCAGAGAAAGAGAAUGAGUAUAUUUGAUAUAUUAAAAUAUUAUUAACAUGAAGUACUGUUUUUCCCCCUCAUCUGAGCUCUCACUGAUUUUAGAUAGACAGGAAGUGGGGGAGAGAGACAGACAUUCAUGAGUCACUCUCAGAUGGGCCCUAAAUGGGAUAUGUGUUGGGUGAUACGUAGUGUUACAAGUUAGGUUCUCCAGGAGCUAACAAGAGGCAGAAUUUGGCAGCCAAGAUGUUUAUUACAUACCAACACCUGUGAGGAGAAGGGGGCAGAAGCAGAACUGAGCAGAAGAGGAAGUUAAAAUUAAUGUAGAGAGUUCGUAUGUAAUCUUCAGAAGCUUCCCCUAAGGUUAACAUCUCAUAUAACCGUGGUACAGUCAAAGCAAGAAAUUAAUGUUGCCAUAAUACCAUUAACCAAAUGACAACAUGAUGUUGAUUUCAUCAGUUUUUCCACUAACAUCCUUUUUCUGUUCCAGGAUCCACUCCAGGACUGCAUUUAUUGUCAUCUCCUAGUCUCCUUUAGUCAGUGAUGUUCUGUCAGCCUUCCCUUGUUUUUUCAUGAAUUUGAGACACUUUUGAAUAGUUUUGGCCAGGUGUUGUGAAGACUGUCCCUGAAUUUAUGUUAAUCUGAUGUCCUCUCUUAAUUAGACUAAGGUUAAAGAUUUGGGGGAAGAAUACCACAUAAAUGGUCAUUUUCAUUUCUUGUCAUUAUGAUCUACUUCACUCUUUGACCUUCCCUGUCAUGACUGAAGGUUAGUGUUUGCUGAUACUUCACAUUAUAAACCCUAGCUUAUUUUCAAACAGCAUAUCCUAUUCCUGAUCCAGUACGUUUCUCUUGUAAAAAGUGUAUGUUCAUUAGAAAUUAGAAAUGAAUAGAUUGUUUUAAAGUAAUGGCAUUAUAAGUGAUUUUAAAAUUGUUUUCAUAUAAUGUUGUGUGGUAUAUUUCUAUGUAAUGCAUUCUUAAAAUUUAUUUUUCUAAUAUAAAAAAA